AUGAAUGGAAGGAUAUUUGUUCCUGCUCCAGCAUUCAUGAUGCAAAGAGAUCCUAACCAAUCAAGUAUAUUUGUCCAUAACCAACCAACGAAAAAAGUAACCACAGUCCUUACAAAUCUUCAACGUCGUAAUGUACAAACGCUUAAAGUAGACACCCCCGCCUCUCUAAAUAUCUUCCAAAUGGCCGCUCAGGGUGAAAUUCUCCUUCUUGAGAUUGAACUGAAUAAAUGUCAGUCUAACAUUGACGUACGCGACAAGAAGGGUUUUACUCCACUUCUAUGGGCAAGUGCGAAUGGUCAGAAAACGAUUGUAGAAUUACUUCUUUGGCGCGGUGCCGAUGCGUUUGCACGAGGAAUAAAUGGAGAAACAGCCCUUUUAUUAGCUGCAGCUAGGGGACAUCACGAAGUGGUACACUACUUGCUUCGCGCUGGCUAUGAUGUCAAUGAAAGCGACGAAUUGGGCAACACGGCGCUCAUGUUUGCCACAUUUAACAACCACAUAGCCAUGGUGACGCUACUUCUUGAUUGGGGAGCUGAUAUAACAGCUCAGAAUGCUGACGGUUGGGAUGCCUUACAGAUUGCUAGGCGACGUAGAGCUAAAGCAAGCAAAUUGGCCAUCGAGCGGUAUAUUAUAAGUCUUUUAUCAGGAGACAAGCACAAGCCACGACCAAUGUUAUAUUGA
Molecule: messenger RNA, 681 nt
Organism: Rodentolepis nana
Lineage: Eukaryota; Metazoa; Platyhelminthes; Cestoda; Cyclophyllidea; Hymenolepididae
Source: the annotation of a GenBank genome assembly